This is a messenger RNA of Helobdella robusta, 1206 nucleotides long. RefSeq lists its product as hypothetical. NCBI's taxonomy places the organism in Eukaryota, Metazoa, Annelida, Clitellata, Rhynchobdellida, Glossiphoniidae. The transcript is spliced from 2 exons. The record is from RefSeq and is a predicted model, not a curated record. The coding region runs from base 1 to 1206 and encodes 401 amino acids.
AUGUCGACGAUCUCCAUGGAGCGUCCAAUAAGCGAUCCAGUAUUUAAAGUGCCAAGUCAGAUAUUCCAGGAGAGGACGUUUGAUUUUCCCAACAUCCCUCUACUGUUGCGUACUUUCUUGAUAUUGUCACUCCUUGACCAUUUAAGGCGUGAUAAAUUAAUUGCUUGUAUUACAGUUUUUAAUCAUUUAAAAGUUGAGAAUUGUCUAGAUAAAUGUCCCAUGUUUGCAAGUGUAAAUUUGACUAAAAUUCCUCAUUUUAAAAACGUUAUUAAAUUAAAUUUCAAUACUUUGAGGGAAGAGAUAAAGGACAUGAUUUCUAGACAACAGAAUAAAAUGUUGCAAAGACUUGAUGUUCACAGCAUUGAAAUAUCCACACUGAAUGAAAAAAUAAACAAAUUACCUUUUAAUAAUUCUGUGUGGGCUCCUUCUAAAAUGAAAAAAUGUUCAACUCCUAGUGAAUCUGAGAUCAGUUUACAAAAACCAUCUGUUUCUAAACCCUGGGUGGGCAUUCCUAUUUCUCAGUUAUCUAAUUCAGAUAAAGAUGUUAAAAUUGAAAGUAACUCAAAUCUAGAUUCUGUUUCUCAUGUUGAUAAAAUUGAAUUUCCUAGUUUAAUUCAAGAUUCCAAUAAUAAUAUGAACUCUGGUGCUGAGGAUAGUGAUGCUGGGUUUCAAAAUGUCACAAUCAGACGUAGAGAUACUAAACGACCCCAAGUUAAUAGUUUACCUCAGGCUAAUAAAAUUAAACAUAAAAAAACUAAUAUCUCCAGAGUGGUUGGAACCUUGGCUGACUCUGAGAUUUUCAGUUCCAAAUUAAAAGGUAUUGAGAAGCGCUGUGUGCUUUAUCUGGGAAAGAUUGCUCCUUGCUUCAAAGAGGAUGUUGAAGAACAUCUAUCUAACUUUAACAUAGACUUUAUUACUGUCAAUCCUACUGGUUCAAAGAAAAUUUCUAAUAUAUCUGCUAAAGUUUCUGAGAAUUCAAAGAAACUUUGUGAUAAUUCCUCUAAUAUUACUGUUGAUCCUAAUGGUACAAUCAAAACUUCUGAUCAAUCUUCUGAAAACUCAUCUGUUUUAAGCUCUGCUUUCAAAAUCUGUAUACUGGAAAGUCAGAAAGAUAAAUUUUUCAACUCAGAUAUAUGGCCUCGUCAUGCUAUUGUCAGAGACUGGAUUUUUAAAACCAAGGACAACAAUUCUGUUAAUCAUGGCUGA